GGCGGUGGCGGCGGCGGCGGCGGCGGCGGCGGCGGGGCGUAGCUUACUCACAGGGGCGGCCCGUAUCCCUCCGCCGCCGGCGCGGCUUGGCCCUCCCUCCCCUGGCCCGCCAAUCCCUGCGCCUCCUGACCUGCCCCUCGGUCGGGCCCACCCCGUGCUCCGACGGCCCCACCCCGGCGGCGCCGCCCGCCCGCCCGCCCGCGCGUCCCUCGGUCCACCUGCAGCAGGCAGGAAGGCAGGCAGUCCCUCCGGCUGUACGACCGAGAGACGCCGGCCGAGCUUGGGCUUUUGCUUUCUGGCGGAGGGAUCCGCGGCGGCUGACUAGGCGGCGCUGAUCCUGGGAGGAAGAGGCAGCUACGGCGGCGGCGGCGGCGGCUAGGGCGGCGGCGAAUAAAGGGGCCGCCGCCGGGUGAUGCGGUGACCGCUGCGGCAGGCCCAGGAGCUGAGUGGGCCCCGGCCCUCAGCCGGUGCCGCCAGACCCGGUCUCCUCAACUCUCCAUCUUCUCCGGCCGACCGCGAUCGCCGAGGCGGCCUCAGGCUCCCUAGCCCCUUCCCCGUCCCUUCCCCGCCCCCGUCCCCGCCCCGGGGGCCGCCGCCACCCGCCUCCCACCAUGGCUCUGAAGAGAAUCCACAAGGAAUUGAAUGAUCUGGCACGGGACCCUCCAGCACAGUGUUCAGCAGGUCCUGUUGGAGAUGAUAUGUUCCAUUGGCAAGCUACAAUAAUGGGGCCAAAUGACAGUCCCUAUCAGGGUGGAGUAUUUUUCUUGACAAUUCAUUUCCCAACAGAUUACCCCUUCAAACCACCUAAGGUGGCAUUUACGACAAGAAUUUAUCAUCCAAAUAUUAACAGUAAUGGCAGCAUUUGUCUUGAUAUUCUACGAUCACAGUGGUCUCCAGCACUAACUAUUUCAAAAGUACUCUUAUCCAUCUGUUCUCUGUUGUGUGAUCCCAAUCCAGAUGAUCCUUUAGUGCCUGAGAUUGCUCGGAUCUACAAAACAGAUAGAGAAAAGUACAACAGAAUAGCUCGGGAAUGGACUCAGAAGUAUGCGAUGUAAUUAAAGAAAUUAUUGGAUAACCUCUACAAAUAAAGAUAGGGGAACUCUGAAAGAGAAAGUCCUUUUGAUUUCCAUUUGACUGCUUUCUAUGAGCCCACGCCUCAUCUUCCCCUGUGCACAUGUUUACCUGAUACAGCAGUGCUGCGUGUUGUACAUACUUGGAACAACAAACUAGAAAUACUGUACUUCUGUACCAACAUUGCCUCCUAGCAGAGAAGUGUGUGUGUGACAAGCCAGUUCUACAGGCAUUACCUAGGUGUGAGACUAAAAGCUUUUCUUACUGACUUAAAUUUGGAUAACAGCAAGGCGUGAGGGGGGUGGUGGGUAUGGUGUGAGCUUGGAUGGGAAAGAAAAGGCUCCACUCACCUGUAGGAGAUUAUUUUUAAGUGGAAUCCAUUUAAACUCAAAACAGUUAUGAAAAGCAAGGUGAAGAACAUGAAGCUGUGUCUGUAUUCAUUUUAUUCCGAAGGAGCUACGUCUUAGGUGAAAGUUAUGACCAACCAGAUUAAACUCUACCCACAUCCUGCAUUUUAAAGUCUAAGUUUAACUGGUCAACAUUUAAAUGGAUUGGAGCUAUUAGUACAUCAAGUGUGAUGGGCUUUGUUCCCAACUCUUUUACAUUUCCCUACCCCUUCAACCUUUGGCCUUUCAUCCCUUCUUUCUCUCUUCCAUAUUCUUUGGUUUGUAUGUGGUUUCUCAGUUAAUACAUAGCUAAUAGCUCUUAUUUUUCUUAUGUUUUUAACCGCUUAGGUCUAUUUGGAUGUAAGGGUGAAAAUUCACUUGAUGGAAAUACUUGUGUAUAUUUAAAGACCCAGUUGCUCCUCUGGAGCUUGUACGUUCAAGAAUGAUUAAUCUGUGUAAUAAACUGAUUACUACAGUCAUUACAUAUAA
Piliocolobus tephrosceles (Ugandan red Colobus) is the source of this 1946-nucleotide messenger RNA. RefSeq names its product ubiquitin-conjugating enzyme E2 D2. The record is from RefSeq and is a predicted model, not a curated record. The transcript has 7 exons. The coding region runs from base 612 to 1055 and encodes 147 amino acids. NCBI's taxonomy places the organism in Eukaryota, Metazoa, Chordata, Mammalia, Primates, Cercopithecidae.